CCGGAGCCGCCAUGCCGCUGCCGGUGCUCUUGCUGCGGGCGGCGGGCGCUUGGACCCGGCUCCGGCCGCCCUCCGUGCCGGGGCGCAGUUUCAGGUAUGGGGGGCGCCUGGGGCUGGCCGUGCCCCCCCGGCCGCCCCCCGCGCCCCCGGCCCCGCGGCGGCUGCUCCUGGUGGGCUCAGCCUCGGGCUGCGUGCUGCUGGGGCUGCUGCGCACGGCCGCGCGCUGCCAGGAGGCCACCACUGUCCCUGCUGUCCCUGCUGUCCCUGCUGUCCCUGCUGUCCCUGCCGCUCCCGAGCCGCCAGAGCCCCCCCCGGAGACCCCCUUUGACUGGCCCCUGUUCUGGACCUUCCUGCGCCCGCAGCUCCUGGCACUCUCGGCUGCUGUCGUGCUGGCACUGGGCGCAGCCCUGCUCAACGUGCGCAUCCCGGUGCUGCUGGGCCAGCUGGUGGACGUGGUGGCGCGGUGUGCCCGCGGCCACGUGGCCACCUACCUGCGGGAGGUGCGGCGCCCAGCCCUGCGCCUCCUCGCCGUCUAUUGCCUGCAGGGCCUGCUGACCUUCGGGUACAUCGCGCUGCUGGCCCGCGUGGGCGAGCGGGUGGCUGGCAACAUGCGCAAGGCUCUCUUCAGCGCCCUGCUCAGGCAGGAGGUGGCCUUCUUUGACGCCACGCGCACGGGGCAGCUGGUGACACGGCUGACGGCUGACAUCCAGGAGUUCAAGUCUUCCUUCAAGCUGGCCGUCUCCCAGGGCCUGCGCAGCGGCACCCAGACCGCCGGCUGCUUCGUGUCGCUGUACCUGCUCUCACCCAAGCUCACGGGGCUGCUGCUCGUGGCGCUGCCGGCGCUCGUGGGUGCCGGUGCCUUCAUCGGCGCCUUCCUGCGCGGCCUGUCCCGCCAGGCUCAGGAGCAGGUGGCCAAGGCCACCGUGGUGGCCGACGAGGCGCUGGGCAACGUGCGGACGGUGCGCGCCUUCGCCAUGGAGGAGCAGCAGGCAGGGCUGUUCCGUGCCGAGGUGGACCGUGCCGGACGCCUGAGCGAGCAGCUGGGACUCGGCAUCGCCGCCUUCCAGGGGCUCUCCAACCUGGCGCUCAACGGCAUCGUCCUGGGAACCAUCUUCGUGGGUGGCUCCCUGAUGGCUGGAGACCAGCUCUCGCCCGGUGACCUCAUGUCCUUCCUGGUGGCCUUGCAGACGGUGCAAAGGUCCUUGGCCAGCAUCUCCAUCCUGAUGGGCCAGGUGGUGCGGGGUCUGAGUGCUGGUGCCCGUGUCCUCGAGCUGCUGAGACUGGAGCCCCUCGUGCCCCUGCAGGGGGGGGCCACCAUCCCUGCCCACUCCCUGCUUGGACACAUCUCCUUCAACCACGUCUCCUUCAGUUACCCCACCCGGCCUGGCUACCCUGUCCUGCAGGACUUCAGCCUCACCCUGCCCCCCUGCCAGACCGUGGCCAUCGUGGGUCCCUCUGGAGGAGGGAAGUCAACGGUGGCAGCGCUGCUGGAGCGGUUCUACGAGCCCACGGCAGGAACCAUCACCCUGGACGGGCACGACAUCGCCGGCCUGGACCCCUCCUGGCUGCGGGGACAGGUCAUCGGCUUCAUCAGCCAGGAGCCGGUGCUGUUUGGCACCACCAUCAUGGAGAACAUCCGCUUCGGGAAGCCAGGAGCCUCUGAUGCCGAGGUGUACGAGGCCGCCCGGCUCGCCGACGCUGACGGCUUCAUCCGCAGCUUCCCCGAGGGCUACAACACCGUCGUGGGCGAGCGCGGCACGGCGCUGUCCGGGGGGCAGAAGCAGCGCAUCGCCAUCGCCCGAGCGCUGCUCAAGGACCCGGCCGUGCUGAUCCUGGACGAGGCCACGAGCGCGCUGGACGCGCAGGCGGAGCUGGCGGUGCAGGCGGCGCUGGAGCGCGCUGCCGCCGGCCGCACCGUGCUGCUCAUCGCGCACCGCCUCAGCACCAUCCGCGGCGCGCACCUCAUCGCCGUGCUGGCCCGCGGCCGCGUGGCCGAGGCGGGGACUCACGAGGAACUGCUGCGGCGGGGGGGUCUCUACGCCGAGCUCAUCCGACGGCAGACGAAGGAGGGGUCCUGAGGGAUCCCCGCGCUGCUCCCCAAUAAAGCGGCGCUGCCAGGCGGACCGGGCUGCGCUCUGUGCGGGGAUUGCGAAGGGUCCUCCGGGCCGCGCGGGGGCGCCCUCGGCUCCGGGAGGGGGCGGGGCGGGGCCGAGGGAGUGACGUAUGCGUGGUGGGCGUGAUUUGAGCGAUGGGCCCCGCCCCCUUCCCUGCCGCGCUGCCCCACGGGGCGGGGGUGUCCCCCGUGUCACCCCUGGUGUCACCCCCAGUGUCACCCCCAGUGUCACCCCUGUGUCACCCCCUGUGUGUCACCCCUGCUCGGUGCCAGCCCCCUGCCGCGGUGCGGGACCCCUGCGUGGCCCUGCUGCGCUGAGCGUUCCCCGUGUGACCCUGGCGUGUCCCGUGUGUCACCGGGGAGCGUGGCACCCCUGUCACUCCGAGUGAGGAAACGCUGCGAGACCCCCAGGGGCUGGAGGGGUGAACCCCUACGUGACCCCGGCAUGGGGGAGCCCCUGUGUGAUUUCUGUCAGGGGGACCCCGAUAUUACCCCCGGGGCAGGGGCCCUCAUGUGUCACCUUCGCAGUGGAGGAACCCCUGGGUGACCUCUGGGGUGGGGAGACCCCCGUGUGAGCCCCGCUGGAACAAGGGGGUCGCCUGUGUCACCCUCCAGGAGCGGAGGGACCCUGUGUGAUCUUCUGGGGUAGGGACCCUCUGCCUGCCCCCGGGACGGGGAGCCCUGGAAUGGGGUUACCCCUUUCUAACGCCACUGGAGGGACUGUCCCCUGUGCUGCCCCCAGGGGAGGGGCCCCUUGUGUCAGCCCCCCAGGCGGGGGGAGCCCCUGUGUGACCCCCGGGGUGAGCCCUGCAUGACUCUCGCGGGCGGGGGUCCCACGGGUCAGCCUCUGGAUGGGAGACCCCUGCGUCACCCCCGGAGUGGGGGGACCCUGCCACAUCCUUCUGGGCUGAAGGCUCCCCUGCAUCCCUCCCGGCGUGGGGGGGACCCCUGUGUGACCCCGGGGU
Messenger RNA from Camarhynchus parvulus, 3078 nucleotides. It is a transcript of the gene ABCB8, whose product is annotated as ATP binding cassette subfamily B member 8. Gene Ontology annotation, biological process: transmembrane transport. Gene Ontology annotation, molecular function: ATP hydrolysis activity; ABC-type oligopeptide transporter activity; ATP binding. Lineage: Eukaryota; Metazoa; Chordata; Aves; Passeriformes; Thraupidae. Gene Ontology annotation, cellular component: membrane. The record is from RefSeq and is a predicted model, not a curated record.